AUGGCUCCCGCUAGCAGGAGAGGCAUUGUGCCGCAACCAUGCCUGCUGGAGAGCUUGAUCGCCGCCGCACAUGAGUACCGGAAAUCCAACUUCGAUGCUUUUGCGGCGCGAAUCCGGGUUUGUGGCCCCGCAGUUGUAGCAACGACCUACUUCAUCUUCAACUCGAGCGUGGUUGCUGAGGUGUCGCGCUCCGACCACGGCCACCCUUUGAUUCGGUGGGGUGGUAUAUGGAGGACUUUCGACGAGUUCUGCCAGGUUGCUUUGCUGGGUCCGUCUUUCAAAGCACCGACCGGUCGACAAGGCUACGACACCCUCCAGCGCUGGUAUCGUUAUCGCGACGAGCCGUUCCGCUUCAUGGAGUUACCGACGGAGCUACGCCUUGAGAUCAUUGAACAUGCGGUCGACGACGAUAUCUAUCCAAUGGUGGUGCCCCCGGUACACCCUGUCGGCGUCCCGGCUGUGAGUCUCGGCAAAGGAUGGAAACCGAUCGCGCCUAGCAGGCGGCUUGAAGGGACCCAUGAUCCGGCAGACGUCGUCGCACCACCGCGGACAGCGACAAGCCCCAUGAACGUGAGCAAGCAGGUGCGAGCAGGGCUGCUCUCAGUCCUCCGGGCCUCCAGUCGGCAGUGCUUCGACGAUCCUGCACAACUUAGGAAAUUUCCGCCCCUCUUCCGCCAUGGCGUCUUGCAGGCAAAGGAUCUAUCCCAUGUCGCGCUGAAUUUCGACAACAAGAGCUACUUAGAGUUUUUUGGCGUUGAGGCCUACCCGUACGGUGGAAAUAGUCAAGUCUUGGUCCUUGGACGCUCCUCCCUGCCCUUCCUGGAGCGGCUAGACAUCAUCUUACGCUCGUCUUGCUGGGAACCGUUGACUCAUCCCUGGUGGGCCCUUUCUAGACAACGUGGCAACGGACAUGAUAGCUGGCGGAGGCGCUGCGCCUGCCAGAAAGUACUGACGGAGAUGAUCCUCACGUUCGCGUUGAAUCAGGUUAAGCACAUCCCCACUGUCACAGUUGAGGGUUACUGCAAGAACGCCACCAAGAAGGCCUUCGCAGCCGCCCACAAGAAGCUCCGCAAUGAUCCAACAACAUGGCCUGCGGAGUGGACAAUGAUGACGGAGGAUAUCCGGAAGUGGCCUGCUGGGGAUUUGCCUCCGCAUUGCCAUUGCACCCCAAAGUGCGGAUUCUGGGGAGUCGAGGCAGUCAUGGACCCCCAGCGGCCGUACGUCUCUCCACACGAAAUCUUCGCAAAAUACCGGUUCAACAAGGACUAA
Messenger RNA from Trematosphaeria pertusa, 1269 nucleotides. RefSeq lists its product as uncharacterized. The transcript is spliced from 4 exons. NCBI's taxonomy places the organism in Eukaryota, Fungi, Ascomycota, Dothideomycetes, Pleosporales, Trematosphaeriaceae. The record is from RefSeq and is a predicted model, not a curated record. The coding region runs from base 1 to 1269 and encodes 422 amino acids.